Messenger RNA from Scatophagus argus, 1679 nucleotides. RefSeq names its product olfactory receptor 142-like. Gene Ontology annotation, molecular function: G protein-coupled receptor activity; olfactory receptor activity. Lineage: Eukaryota; Metazoa; Chordata; Actinopteri; Scatophagidae. Gene Ontology annotation, biological process: G protein-coupled receptor signaling pathway. Gene Ontology annotation, cellular component: membrane. The record is from RefSeq and is a predicted model, not a curated record. Bases 1 to 930 code for a protein of 309 amino acids. The transcript has a single exon.
AUGGUAAACUCUACACAGGUUUCUUAUUUCACACUUGCUGCCUACUUUGACACUGGAGCUUUUAAGUACUUUUGUUUUAUGACUGUCAUGUGUUUAUAUACUUUUAUUGUCAGUGUAAAUGUUUUGCUCAUCGUGAUUAUCUGCAUGAACAGAAGCUUACAUGAACCUAUGUACAUUUUCCUGUGCAGCCUGUUUGUAAAUGAACUGUAUGGUAGUACAGGGUUGUUUCCAUUCCUGCUGGUUCAGAUCCUCUCUGACGUUCACACUGUUUCUGCUUCAGUUUGUUUCCUGCAGAUUUAUUGUGUACACUCUUAUGGAGCUGUAGAAUAUUUAAACUUAGCCAUCAUGUCUUAUGACAGAUAUCUCGCUAUCUGUUAUCCUCUGCAAUACAACACACGUAUGACAUAUAAGAAGAUUGCUAUACUGAUUGCUCUAACGUGGUUAUACCCUUUGCUUGCUUGUAUUGCCAUAAUAUAUUUGAAUUCCCAUUUGCAGAUGUGUGGGAACACCAUUCACAAAGUUUACUGUGAUAGUCACUCUGUUGUCAAGCUGGCAUGUUCAGAUUCCCUUGUGGUUAACGUAUAUGGGCUCACUGCAUCUUUUGGCAUAAUCUUUGGUGCUUUGAUUUUUAUCAUUUACACGUACAUGAAAAUUCUUAAAGUUUGUUUUUCUGGUUCCAAACAGACGAGACAAAAAGCUGUCAGUACCUGCACACCUCACCUGGCUUCUCUGAUCAACUUCUCUGUCGGGGCUAGUUUUGAAUUAAUACAGAGCAGGUUUAACAUGAACAAUGUGCCCAAUAUGAUGAGAAUAUUUUUAUCUUUAUACUUUCUUACGUGCCAGCCGCUCUUCAAUCCUGUAAUGUAUGGCCUGAAACUGUCCAAAAUCCGUGUCAUGAGUAAAAAUCUGAUGUUAAAUGUGGGCUCCUAAUACAAAGUUAUGAAACAGGUUUAUUUCUUAGCUUUAGUUUAAACAGACCUUUGAAGUAUUCUGAUGUAGAGCUGUGCAUUUUGCUAUGUGACAAAUAAAAUCAACUCUUCAGUCAUUUUGUUUUUGUAAGUAGAUGAACGUGCAGCCACAGCACUGAUGAUAAAUCUGUACUCAACAGAUUCACAAAUGGCAAUUACAAAUGUACUUAGCACAAGUGGAGAACUCACUUUUUCAUUAUAUUUAGUUCUUAUAUUUGUAUUACACUGAAAAAAUGUAAUACCAGUGUGUACAUGAGCAUGAUUAAUGUCUGGAUGCUUCUGUGUACUGCCUCAAUAAGUCCUUUGGAGCUGCAGCAGUAAACUGUCAGUUCCAGUAUUUUCAAAUGGUAUAAAUGGUGUUUAUGCCCAAACAGCAUGUGCAACACAAAUGACUCAAGGUCAGGGCCACACAAAGUAAAUAAUAAAUUCAGACCUGUUGCCUUAGACCUCCAUCAAGGCUAAUAAUCCACUCUUCUAUGAUAUGCAUAUCAGAAAUAGCAAACAGUGGGCCUUUAUGUCUGAAUAUGUCUUAAAAUCACUCAGUCGAUGUUUCUUUGACUUUGAGGGAUUUUUACUCCCCAUCUAAUAUGGCUCCAUUAUCGCGAUUUGAAUUUUGGUGGCAAGGCUCAGCCAUCCCAAAGGACGCUCUGAACACCUGAAACAAUUUGAGGAUAACAUUGAGCUGCUGAUAUGUUUACGGUGUUACUCUGU